GACCGUUUAGUCAAACAAUCUAUGACACAAGUUUGGAACAACAAUAUACAUGUUUAAUGCAAAAUCUCCAGUACACAACACACACCAGUGGAAUCGAGCUAACUGGCAACAAAUUUAAAGUUAGCCCAACUUGGCCAUUGAAGUCAUAAAGUUAUGACGCGAGUGCCUGCAACAGGAAAAACUUGGGCAAGUUGGCAAGUUUCGGUGCAUGCUAGUUAGGGAACUUGGCAGCCCCUGCGCUUGACGUGUCGCUACACUAUGCACUAUGUACAGGCCUCGCGACUGCAUUUUUGGGAAACUUUACAUAUUCCUUGAAAGUAUUUCACGAGACUCGCUCGCCGGAGCCAGCAGAGUAAUCUACUUUUGAUUUUAGGAACAUAUUUUUCACGGUACAAGUAUUUUGUGAAACUACCACGUCGAAACUUAUGGUACACAGAUGAGACGGAUAUGUUUUCGUUGUAGAAAAUAUUACAGUAAUAAGAUAAUAACAUCUAUUUACAAACGACAUUUUAAUAAUCAUGUAGUAAUGUUAAUCAUUAAGAUGAAUCUUUAAGCUUUGUGUACUUAAAAGAUCACUUUACUUACGACAAUUUAAGUAGGUGAUUGGAUAAUUAUGUGCAAUUGUUAAUGGAAAAUAAAUGAUAGGUAUAGUUUGCUAUAAAUAUCCAUUUCUCGGCUGUGGUCACCAUUAUCACUUGGAAGUUUGCGAGAAAUUGCUAGCGACAGUUUAUCCGUCAAAGUGCGUAGUACUGCAAUGUUUUGUGGCCCCAAGAGUAUUUACGAAUCUAUGUCCAUCCAGAAUUUGAUCAACACAUAUGACCCAUUCGCGGAUGUCGUCAAGAGCUUGGAGGAUGAGGUCCAAGAUGGACUGGUGCACGUGCGGAUCCAGCAGAGGAAUGGACGAAAGACUCUAACAACUGUCCAAGGGCUGUCGGUGGAAUAUGAUUUGAAGAAGAUAGUGAAGGCGUGCAAGAAGGAGUUCGCUUGUAACGGAACAGUUGUGGAGCACCCAGAGUAUGGCAAGGUGCUGCAGCUUCAGGGAGACCAACGCCAGAACAUCUGCCAAUGGCUGACGAGGAUGGAACUCGUCAAGCCAGAACAACUGAAGGUGCACGGCUUCUAAGUCUGCGCUGAUACUCAUGUAUCCAGUACACAUAUUUAAUUUUUCUUGUGC
Spodoptera frugiperda (fall armyworm) is the source of this 1174-nucleotide messenger RNA. RefSeq names its product eukaryotic translation initiation factor eIF1-like. The record is from RefSeq and is a predicted model, not a curated record. The transcript has a single exon. Lineage: Eukaryota; Metazoa; Arthropoda; Insecta; Lepidoptera; Noctuidae. Gene Ontology annotation, biological process: translational initiation. Bases 755 to 1123 code for a protein of 122 amino acids. Gene Ontology annotation, cellular component: eukaryotic 43S preinitiation complex. Gene Ontology annotation, molecular function: translation initiation factor activity; RNA binding; ribosomal small subunit binding.